CCUUGCAAGGAGCCCCUCCCACUAUUUUGUUGCUAUGAAAACAGUGAAACUAGAGAAACUUGACGACAAUUUUUCAUAGUAGUAGAUUAUGGAGAGUGUCACUUUUGCAACCACCCCUCUAGUUGGAAAGCUACCGAAAAUUGAAGCUGACUACAAUAGACAGUCUAAACUCAAGUCCACCCAUCAACAAGCAGUCCAGCAUAGAGGGCCUAUUCCGUUCACUGGCCUCACUGGACCCUCCUACUCUAUCUCUGGAAGUACUGAGAAGUUUAAACUACCUCCACCUUCGGCCCUACAGCCAGGCCUGGAGAACAAUCCAGGGAAGUUGGAAUCAUGGCCCGUUCACUCACUCAACCCAACCAAACUGAAUCUCUCUCUCAAAGAAGAGCAAGUUGGCCAUCAUAAGAAAGAGCUCCUAUCUGUGAUGCCCAAGCCAAAGUUUCUGGAGCAGUUGGAGUCGUAUUUACUCAAAGAGUUGCGUUUAUUAGGCUGUUCUGCUUAUGGCCCUCGUGACUUGAGACUGCAAGCUCAUCGUGAGGUGUUUGAAUAUCUGAUAGAGGAUUUCAAGACAUACAAACCGCUUCUCUCGGCUAUUAAGAAUGAGUACGAUUUGUUUGUAGAAUGGCAGAAAGAGCUCAUCAAAGAACUGGAACCACUGGAGGCUAACUUGGAAACAGUCAAAGAAGAUUGUGAGCGAAAGAUAAUGAGGAUCAGAGAAGAAGAAAAAUUAGGGGAUGCAACUGUUCAGAAGGAAAACCAAAAACUACAAAAGACAAUAAAUGAAAUGAAGAACCAGGAGCUUUCCUACAAGUCUCAAAUUGAGAAGCUACAAGAGCAAGUAGAGGAUCUCUAUGAGAAACAUCGCUACGAGACCGACGCACGGAAGCUCCUUAUAUCAGACUAUAAUGAGCUCAAGUUUCGGCAGGCAGAGCAGAAAGGCGAGGAUGUGGGCAAUCAAGAAGAGAGAGAAGAUCCAGUACUGCUCAAGCUUAAGCUAGCUCGUGCUCGAGAGGAUUUGAGAGGUGCCAACCAGCGUAUCAAUGUCAUGCUGGCUGACUAUGGUGACGUGGUACCAAGGAGGGACUUUGAAAUGAUGGAGACAUCAUGCAAGACUCUUGAAACUGAAUUGGAUGCUUUGAAGAACGAUCACGGAAUUUUGAUGGUGGAGCAUGGCACUCUUCAGUCUGUUCACAAAGACACUGUGAGUCAAACCCAGGAGCUCGAAGAGGAGCUGUCUCAGCUUAAGAGGAGUGCUACCCCGCGGCCUGAUUGGGACCGUUGCACUGGCUACCUGGAGACAUGGGAGGAGCUAUCUGCAGGGAGGUCUAGUGAUCGUAAGGUGGACGUGUUACUGGCUAACAUCGCUGGAGUGGAUGUUUCUGAGAUCACUAAGCAGGACACAUUGCAAGGACAGGGUAUGGGUGAUAACGUGCCGAGGUAUUUGAGGGUUGAAGGCAAAGUGAGGAAUCGACACAUAACGCGAGGGGAGGCUAACAAACUCAUGAGUGGUUUCUGGCAUCACAGGCUCACCACACAACAAGAGCAGCCGCUGGAUGAAUCACUGUACGAAUAUCUCCUCUCACAUAAUGACAAUGAUGAGAGCCUUGCUCUGGAGGACGGCUAUAACCUGCAGGACGCUGUAUCACGACUGGCACAUGAACCACAGGUUCAACUGUUUGGCCAGAUAGUGGGUGGUGAGCUGAGUGAGAGUGUGUUCCAUGACUGGCUGACCACACAGACACUGCUCACUGAGGCUCUGCAGGAGCACCACACACAAGAGAAAAUGAUAACUGAGGACACCCUCAAGCAAGUAUUGGGCAGUCAACUAAGUGGUAGCUCAGAGGAGCAGUUGCAGGCACUACUCACCACUGCCACCAACCUGGCCACGGUGCAGCCUGGGACCAUUGAUUACAUCAAGCUGCUAUCACCAGACAGUGAGGGUGGACCAAGUGAAUUUGUUCUGCUGCUCCUGGAACAAGAGAGGAGAGCCAGCAAGUUGUUUGUGGGGGAGGUCAUGCAGGCCUUCACUGAGAAGAGUGAUGUGACUCUGUCAGACCUGGAUGCUGUCCUAAGGAAGCUGGACCCAGGCAAACCCUCUGAAGACCUGCACACACUUUACUCUCAAGUGUUCUCUCUACCAGUGGAGCAAGUCACAUCAACAGAAGCACAAGCAGUGGCUAUAAGCACAGCUCAGCUAAUAGAUAAACUCAACUAUUGUGGACUUAAUAAUUGGACAAGCAAGUAGAUAGCCUCAUUUCAAAAUGCCAGAUAUUCAAAAUACUUAUUGUAAUGUUUGAUAAUUAUGACAUUAUGAUAUUGAUUAAUCGACGUAUAUAAUUUA
Molecule: messenger RNA, 2341 nt
Organism: Halichondria panicea
Lineage: Eukaryota; Metazoa; Porifera; Demospongiae; Suberitida; Halichondriidae
Product: translin-associated factor X-interacting protein 1-like
Exons: 14
Coding region: 89-2245 (718 amino acids)
Cellular component (GO): cytoplasm
Source: RefSeq, a predicted model, not a curated record